This is a messenger RNA of Dendrobium catenatum, 990 nucleotides long. Its product is annotated as geraniol 8-hydroxylase-like. NCBI's taxonomy places the organism in Eukaryota, Viridiplantae, Streptophyta, Magnoliopsida, Asparagales, Orchidaceae. The record is from RefSeq and is a predicted model, not a curated record. The transcript has 2 exons. Gene Ontology annotation, molecular function: heme binding; iron ion binding; oxidoreductase activity, acting on paired donors, with incorporation or reduction of molecular oxygen. The annotation marks the transcript as partial.
AUCUCUGACUACUUCACUUUCCUGGCUCCAAUUGACUUGCAAGGCCGGGGACGUCGAUUUACAGCAUACUUUAAUAAAUUAUGUGAUUUUUUUGAUAAAAUGAUAGAAAACCGAUUGGCAGCUACAACUGGAGAAGGUAGGACUAAUCAAGACAUUUUGGAUGUGCUUCUUCAACUAAGUCGAGAAGAUAAUUCCAAGCUUACUAGGCGAACCAUAAAAUCCUUCUUGUUGGAUUCUUUUAUCGCUGGAAGCGAGACGAGCUCAACCACACUGGAGUGGGCGAUGGCAGAAUUGCUUCGCAGGCCAGAACUGAUGAAGAGGGCUAGAGAAGAGAUCAUUACUGUAGUCGGAUUCGAGAGAGAAAUUGAAGAGUCUGAUAUCUCAAAACUACCGCUCCUCCAAGCAAUUCUGAAGGAGACACUCCGGCUUCAUCCACCGGUUCCACUUCUACUACCUCAUAAAGCAGAGGUAAGCACGGAGAUAAAUGGCUACUUGGUCCCGAAGAACACUCAGGUGCUCGUAAAUGUGUGGGCGAUAGGUCGAGAUGAGCAGGUUUGGGAGAAGCCGGACUGCUUUAUGCCUGAAAGGUUUAUGGAAGCCGGAAGCAGCAUAGAUUUUCGAGGGCAGCACUUUGAGCUAAUACCAUUUGGUUCUGGACGGCGAAUCUGUCCUGGACUGCCUUUGGGCGUUCGGAUGGUUCAGCUCAUGCUGGCCUCACUCAUUCAAUCCUUUGAAUGGAGUUUGCCGGACGGAAUGAAGCCUCAGGAUUUGAAUCUCAACGAGCAGUUUGGUAUCACACUUAACUUGGCUUCUCCACUCAAGGCUUUGGCUAUUCCUGUCAGAAAAAUGUGAUCGUCAACUUGCAAAUCAGGGCUUGUAAUAUCUAAGCUUCCUUCAAUGGCUGUAUCAUCACCAUUAAACUUCCUAUUGAUUAAAGUACUAUUUGACAUAAAUUAUUAUAUGAAAUGCUCUUAAUUAAAGUACUAUUGA